AUGGGUAUUACCCCAGUUCAUUUUUUCUCACAUGGCUCGACCAUGAUGCUGGGCGAGAAGUCCGAAUCCGCGGAUUACUGGAAAAAGUGCGGUGACGAGGCGUUGGCCCAUAACAUCAAAGGUGUGGUUGUAAUGGGAGCCCAUUGGGAUUGCUUGGGCGACAAGAUUGAAGUAUCGACCAACCCAAACCCUGAAAAGAGUCCCGUUGCAUAUGUGGACCCAGAAAAGUAUGUCAACUACAAGCUCAACCCGGAUCUCGGGACAUCGCAGCGAUGUAUAGACAUGCUCGCCCAGGAGGGAUUCAAUGUGGGCGCCAAUCCAACCUUUGACUGGAUUCACGACAUCUACUUGAUCUUGAUUCAUAUGUUCCCCAAUGGCUGCCCACCUACGACGAUUGUCUCGAUGAAUGCCCGCUACGAUCCACAUUACCACAUGAAAAUCGGAGCGACUCUGCGCCCACUUCGACAGGAGAGCUAUCUCCUAGUAGGAACAGGCGGUGCCGUACAUAAUCUCUACCGUAACAGAUGGAUGCCGAUGAUGCGAUUUCGGGACAAUUUCGCCAUGGAAACACCGCCAGAGGAGUGGGCGUUGGAAUUCCGCCAGGCCGUUGAGGAUGUCAUCACGAAGACAUCUGGUCCGCAACUGCGCAGGGCCAUGACCCGAUUAAUGAAACAUCCCAGGUAUCGCGAUGCUCACGCUACGGAUGACCAUUUCAUGGCCGCGAUGUUUGUUGCAGGGGCUGCAGGAGACGCGGAGGACACAGGCGUACCGGCUGUUUUGGCUGCUGAGAGUUGGGAACUGACCAACAUGUGUAACUCGCAGUUUACACUAGGGGGCUGGCCAAAGGCUAUUACUGUUUAG
Messenger RNA from Aspergillus wentii DTO 134E9, 861 nucleotides. RefSeq names its product DODA-type extradiol aromatic ring-opening family dioxygenase. Gene Ontology annotation, molecular function: zinc ion binding; oxidoreductase activity, acting on single donors with incorporation of molecular oxygen; ferrous iron binding. The record is from RefSeq and is a predicted model, not a curated record. The transcript has 3 exons. Bases 1 to 861 code for a protein of 286 amino acids. Lineage: Eukaryota; Fungi; Ascomycota; Eurotiomycetes; Eurotiales; Aspergillaceae.